This is a messenger RNA of Capsicum annuum, 846 nucleotides long. RefSeq lists its product as uncharacterized. Bases 1 to 846 code for a protein of 281 amino acids. NCBI's taxonomy places the organism in Eukaryota, Viridiplantae, Streptophyta, Magnoliopsida, Solanales, Solanaceae. The record is from RefSeq and is a predicted model, not a curated record. Gene Ontology annotation, molecular function: nucleic acid binding. The transcript is spliced from 3 exons.
AUGUCGUCGUUAGAUGUGUCUUUAAGACUUACAGGUAAAGUUGGAAGAAAACGGAUUGGAGUCAACAUUAAUCAAGUCAAAGAAAUUCCACUUUGUCGUCGAACAAAUAUUCGAUCUCUGUCUUUUGUGAUGAACAUGGCAAAAUCAACCGUCUUGCGGUGUGUGAAAGAUGGAACUCUUCGGCCACAUUCUAAUUCCAUCAAGCCUCAGUUAACCGAAGGAAACAAAAAGGUUAUGUUUAUGGCACGUCCUCGAUUUGAUGAAAAUGGAAUUGAGUUGUUUUCUGGAAAAAUAGGAACUAUGGAAACAAAGCCCAUUCUGUCAGUAACUAAAGAUAUCAGUAGAGCUUGCUUGAUAGAGAAAGUUCUUCCUACUAUUAGAGCAAAGUGGCCAGCUUCCGAUUCAAAUAAUCCUAUCAUUUUACAACAAGAUAAUUCAAGGCCACAUAUUGGUAUCAAUGAUUUGGAAUUUAUUGAAGCUGCCCGACAAGAUGGAUUUGACAUUAGAUUGUGUUUUCAACCAUCGAACAGUCCAGAUUUAAAUCUUUUAGAUCUUGGUUUUUUUAGAGCAAUCCAAAGUCCUCAAUAUCAAAAGGUCCCUAAAAAUGUUGAUGAAUUAGUGGAAGCAGUGGAAAGAUCUUUUGAUGAAAUGAAAGAGAAACAACUCAAUUAUGUAUUUCUUAGUUUACAAUUUUGUAUGAUUGAUGUGAUGAAAGAUAGUGGCGGCAAUAAUUACAAAGUGCCUCAUUUGAACAAAAAUGGACUAGAAAGAGAAAAAAACCUUCCUCUCCAACUUCAUUGUGAUAUUGAUAUCGUCAAUAAAGAUUUGGCUCUACUUCAACAAUGA